Pyrgilauda ruficollis (rufous-necked snowfinch) is the source of this 10576-nucleotide messenger RNA. It is a transcript of the gene PLEKHD1, whose product is annotated as pleckstrin homology and coiled-coil domain containing D1. The transcript has 14 exons. Lineage: Eukaryota; Metazoa; Chordata; Aves; Passeriformes; Passeridae. The record is from RefSeq and is a predicted model, not a curated record. Bases 7013 to 8524 code for a protein of 503 amino acids.
UGAUGUCUGAGCACCUCUUGCAAACCUGGAAUGUGAGCUGCAUGUUGGGAGGCAGCGCAGCAGGUGGAUUUGGAUAUGGCUCUGAAUGUGUUCAGAGGUAUUAAUGCAGAGAUGAUGUGACAGCUCGGCUUUAGCGGGGCAUUUGGCAACUGUGUCUGUCACAGAGUGUUUAGGGGCUGGCAUUGCCCUGAAGCUAUCUCCUCCUGCACCCCUAGGGAAAUCUCUGGAGCUUACAAGGCUGGGGCCUUUGGAGAGUAACAGGGAGAUGAUGGGCUUAAGGUUGCUCUAGACCACUGUUGAAAGGCUUGAGGAUCCUUUGGAACUAAAGGAAAUAAUCUUUUUUCCAUCUUUGCUCUCAAUCUCUUGUCAGUCCCAAACCAAAAAUCUGGCACUAAGUCUGGCUCCAUCCCCUUUGCAUCCUUCUCUCAAGUAUUUGUAUACAUUGAUGGGAUUCCUCUUAGAGCUGCUGAGUUGACAUAGUGUACAGAUAUUCUCCAUACUUCCCAGCUGCCCUCUGAGCAGGACUGGGGUUUAGACCUGCAUUUUCAGAAAAGAUGAGUGAUGUAUGCAUUUACAAACUUCAUGCAUCCAUUUAAGAGAUAGCACUUGAUGGAGAUGAUUCAUAAGCAAUUCAUUAAAAAAAUUGAUUUAUGUUUUUCUGCUGAGCUUGCUGUCUACAGACUUACCUAAGAUCCUGUCACACAGUGUUUUAGCUCUUUCACUCCAGCAAUAAGCAAUCCUCUCAGCUUGUUGCUUGCAUUUGAUUUUCUGGUAGUUCAUAGGACUUGUGUCUUUAAGAAAGUGUAAUCUCUUUAUACUGGCUUAAGCACAAGAGAAUAUGAUUAAUGUAAAGUCAGUAGGAGAACUGAAGCAAAGGACAGAGGUGCUGUUAAAGCUGGUACAAGCAAAUGUAAAGCAGUAAGAAGGGAAAGCCACUCUUUUUUCCAGGCAGACUUUUUUUUCGGCAAGUAAAACUCAGUUUUAAUGGUAAAGCAUUAUGCAGUAUAUUAGCAUCUUUUAGUGUAUUUAGUAAACAUGUCACCUCUGUAACUGGAGAUUUAAUCACUGUAGUCUGUGGUAAAUCCUUUUGGAGAUGUGAGGAAGUGCUUUGGGUGCGUUUAUAUUACAAACUUAAAUUUAGGAGCUGUGGUGUUGCAGACUUCCUGGUGAUUGCUGUAGAGUGUUCCUUCAUUUGUUAAGGAAAUAAAAAUGUACAUCAGCAUUUUUAUGAGCGACUCAUUAGGGAUGAGCACAGCACCAAGAUGAUGAGCUGUCAUCUAUUGUUCCAGCUGACAAAUUAAGCCAUUCUUCUACUGAUAUAUGCAAACCUUAUCCAAGUAUCCCUGCAGGCAGAAUUGCACAACAUUCCACCCUCCUUAUCACAGCACUUCUCCCCCUUGUCUGUCAUUUUGAGAGAUUAACAAACUGUUAUUGUGGAUGGGGGUUAAAGAAAAUUGCCUCGUUCAGAAGAACUUGUAGACCUAAUAAAAAUUAAGCUGUAUCAUGCUGACUGACACCAAAGCUGCAUAGUAUUUGGAAAAUUUAAAAGCAGAAUGAUAUUAUUAGGGGGAAAAUGGUUAUUGUGCAUCUGUGUGCCCAGCCAGUAUCUGAAGUAGUAGUUAACUGAUAAUCUAUGAUUAUAGUUAUGUUGGAGUCUGUGGAGGUUAAUGGGCUUCUGCUGUCUGAAGGAACACUUUCAGUGAGCUAUGCCUGGUUACGCAGGGUUGAAGAGACCUGCUAAAAGCCCUGCUUACAAGCCUUACUAGUAGUCUGGGUGAGUCUUACUGUUGCACCUCUUACUCAAGUGUUUUGUGCCCUCAGAGGGUGAUGCUAUCUGUAGAAGGAGUCGAGUUUUAAGACUGCAAUGGGUUUCCCAUGUUCUGUUGUCUCUUUUUGACAGAGAAACUGACAGGUGAUUGAUCUUGAACAAAACUUUGUACCUCUGGUAUCUCCUCUGUGCAGACACUACAAGUGAAGAUGACUGAGUACAAGUGGAUGAGUAGGCAGUGGAUCUGGGAGCAUUUCCAUGUUUAUCCCUGCAAUCUAAACUUCAGCAUUAUGAAAGAAGCCUCAUCUACAAAAGCUGUGUGGCUUGGCUCACAGGAGAAUAAAAGGAGAUAGCCCUCUUAGCCUGCUGUAUGUUGUAGAGAGCAAAGUCCUCGAUGCCCUUCCUUGCCAGACAUUUUAUUUUUCAUUUGGCUGCUGGUUCUCCUCAUCGUUGCACAGUUUGUAAUACAGCUGUCAUGGUCUGUUGCUAUGAUAGAUGGCAGCAGUAGAUCUUUGUGCCUCUGUACUUAGAUAACCACUUGAGAAUGUGGAUAGGAAGGAGGCAAGAGGUGUCUUGUGCCUUCCCUGCGUAUGUUUGCAGCAGGAGUCCUGACCUUGCUGAGACUGGCUGGAUGAGCAGGACCAGGAAGGAGGAACUUGAAGUGGUGGCUGCUGCAACUAGAGCUGAGGGGUAUUGCACAGUGUAUAGGGGAAGAGUGUGAAGAACACUGGUGGUGUGGGCCCUGCAGUUUCCAGUCCUGAAUGAAGUCCUAAUUGUAGUGUCCAUAUUUUUAAGGCCUUGCCUUCAGUGAUCACAGCAAUGGUAGGUGUAAAGGAAGAACUGAAUGUGUAUGCAAGAGCACUUGUGGUCUCUGUGUGCAUAUGUGAGGCAUUUUACGAACUUAAGAUUAAAUAAAAACGGGGGUUGGCCAGUUCUGUUUUCCUGGAUAUGUAUUUAUUGUUUAAAAGGCCUAUGAAUUUCCUUCUUUUGAUCAAAGGGAAGAAACUGGGUAGAAAUUGGUGGACUGCAAUCAAUAUUGAUACCUUUGCAGUUGAGAAACAUCAGCAGCUAACCUGUUUUUAGAAACUUGGAGAAUUCAGAUAUACUAACUGGUGUUAAAACAGCUAGAAUGUGUUUUUCCAGAAUGUGCAGCCCUGGAUCUCAUUUGCUCCUUGCUGGACUGUUUUGUCAGAUCUGAAAUGUGCUAGUGGUUCUCUGGUUGUUUGCCUGUCUUAAUAUGUAGAGAUACUACGUUUCCCCUCCUCCAUUAUUCUGCCAAGGAAAUGCUAACAAAUCCUUCUCUUUUGCAGGAAUUUUUUUGGCUGCCCAUGGUACCCAAGCUAUUGCCCCGGUAUAUGUAUUCUUGUGAUGUUCUGGAUUUAGUACCAGUGUCACACGGGAGGAGCAGUGGCUGAGGGAAAUCAAGUUACAUGCGUAGAUUCUGAGUUGGAAGAGACCCACAAUGAUCAUCUCCAACUCCUGGCCCUGCACAGGGCAGCCUCAGUCAGAUAAGCAGCCUAUUUAACUACUGAAGCUCCAAGCAUUUUCUGUUUGUCAGCCCUGUGAUCAUUUUGUGAUAUUUAAACUUGAUGGGGGAAAAGCUGAUGCCUUGCAGGAGGCCUGUGGGCUGUCUUCUGGAGGAAGCCUUCAAAGAUAGCUGACCACUCUGAUGUAUUCUGAAUGAUGGCUUUUUAGCAGAAAUCUUUGUUUAACAAAACAAAACACCAGAGUAAAUGAGUUUUCUUCCAGAAGAGCUAUCUUAGUAGGAUUUUUAAAAAUUUAAAUUAUCUUCUUUGUCCUGAGAGAAAUAGUCAUUGACUAUCGUGUCUGUUCCUGAGAAAGCUACUUCCCAAAAGCCAAGCUAUGGGGCUGGCUGCUUGCUAGCAAAUCCCUUUGCUUCAGUAAACUGAUAUCUUAUUUUCUGUUUUCCUCUAAGUCUCUCAAAGUGGUGCUAUAUCCAUGGCAAAUAGUUGGAUUAGUUAUGACUCCUGGGCCAUCCAGCAUGGAACUGAGUGCAUUCUAAGGGCUGGGACUGGUGAAGGGCUUUGGCUGGAACAGGUCACUGAGACCAUGUAAUUCUUACCAAGGGAUGAUGUUAAAUGGGGUUAUACAUCUCUAAGGAUGAUGUCUGAUGGGGUUCUACUGGGGCACUUGACUUUAAUGCCAUUUGCUGAGUAACUUUUCUUUGAGUUCUGCAGAACAGCUCUGACUUUCCAUCUGACACUGAAAAUUUAAUCAUUGUGCAAAAGAAACUCUAUGCUCUGUUAGUGUAUCUCACUAGAGGUGAAUUGAUGGUAGUUGCUUUUCUACUUAAAACAGCCUCUGCACGCAGCUGUGCACCCAGGAAGCUGGAGCAUCACUUUGGGGAGUACAUGUGACAUUUUUUCUUUGCAAGAAUGAUGUAUCAUAAAUGAAACUGGAGCUGGACUUUACUUCUGCACAUUAUUUGGAUACCUGCUAAUAACUCCCAUGAUUGCUAAUGUUUCUCAGGGUUAAAAAUGGCUAUGGAAUCUAUCAGAAGCUGUAAAAGCAAAGGGAAUCUGCCUUACUGGAAGGUAAGAUCUGAAUCUCUCCAACUCUGCAACGGCUCUGAUCCAUCUCAAGGUACUGGCCCCAGCCCAAGAAGCAGUUUGUUCUUUUCUGCAUAACACAGUAUUGUCAGGGUGCCCAGAACAUGAAGAUGUAACUUUCCACGUUAAAAAAAGAAAAAAACGCAAGCCCCCUCAGCAGCUGAAGUUACUAUGUGUCUCCUUAAACUGAAAGGGAGCAUCUUUGAGCUGGAGAGUGGCCUGUGAUGAAGGCACAUGAGGUAAUUCUUGGGCAAUUCCUGUGCAGGGCUAAGAGUCGGAGUUGAUGCUCCUUGUAGGUCCCUUCUGACUCAGGGGACCUGACUUCUGUUAAGAAGUGCUACUUCUGUAUAGCUUGUGCUGCUGUCUGCUUCAAAUGUUUAUUUUUAGCAAAAUUUUAUUGGCUUGAUGUGUAGGAAAAAUAAAUACAACAUAUUAGUAAAAUAAUUGCCAUACCAGUGCAGCCUGUUGCUCCAAAGAAAGGUUUUCUGAUUAAAGGUCCAGUGCUGUCUCUCAAGGAUGUACAGGUGUGUUUCCCCUUCAUUAGAUUAGUACACACAUAAAGGAAAUGUUAAAAGAGCCACUAUUACUACAAAUUACUGUGUCCAGACACCAACAGUUAGAAAAUUCACCUAGCAUGGCUGGCCUGUCACUUGACACAAGCAAGUUGCUCUUUCCCUCCCCUGGCCUGUUGACUUUAAAGAACUUGCUGUAACUCAGUGCCUUGCUUGUCUUAAAGGCCUCCAGAAGAAAAAAAAAAACAAACUUUUUGAUGUUCAGAGCUAGAAACCUCUUUACUCUCUUAAUCUGUAUGAGAUAAAAAUAAGAAAGAAUGAAAAAUAAGUAAAGAGUGAAAAUCUGUCUCAUGGCAAGGUCGCUGCUGUCAGAUCUUUGCAUUGUUGGUGCAGUACAACAGCAGGGGCACUGGAUUAUUACAUGGGAGGUCUUGGCUUUUCACUGGACAUUUAUACAGUUAAGUGAGGCUGUAGGGCCCAGAAUAAUUUUUACCCUUUGUGCAACAUAAUUUGAGGGGAAAUUUUCCUUCUCCUGGUUAUGAGUAGUAUUUACUUCUUGGUGCUGUGUAUGGAAUGGCAUCUAUGGCAUUAAUAGAUGCAGUAUUAUAUUCAAUACUCUUCUCUUCUGCAAUGCAGUAUUGUAUUCAAGAGUUAGAGCUCAGGUGAGAUAGAGACAGUAUCUGCUACUCUCUUCUCCACCCUCUACCUUAAUGUGACUCUGAAAUGGGGCAUGUCCUGCUGCUCAGGGCUUGUCCUGUCUGGGACCAAAAGGUUGGUCAAAGCCAGGGUGAGAGGAAGUAACAAAUCAUGGAGUUUGCUGGCACUCAUCUAUUGAUCAGCUGUGACUUUUAUCAGGGACUGCAUCUCUAAUUUCUCUAACAGUGAAUGCAGGCUGUGAGCCUGAGGCAGGCUGUCUGCAUCUCCUCUCUUUAAGAUGCUCUGCAAGUGCCUCUGACUGUAUAAAGCUAAGUGAGCCCAUGUCCUGUGGUGUGACCUGGCCUAUAGCACAUCCCAGGUUUCUGACUGGGGAUGGGAAAGGACCAUGUGUCUGCACAUUGUGUUUCUUCUGAACAUCUGCAUUGGGAAGGGCUGACAUCCAACAACUACAGCAUCAAAAUCUAUUCAUGUGGGAUGGCACAGGUUAAAUCAGGAGCAGAUACCUCAACAUAUAUAGCAUACAUGCCAUACAGCAUGUACAUGUCUGUGUUGGUUAUAGGAUAUCCCAAAACCACAGAUGGUUUAGCAGCUGAGAUUCUUCCCUGAAUUCUAAUCCUGGAGGGCGAGGCAAGAUGAAGUAUAGAACAAUAUGAGGCUAAACUGCUUUCCUGUGGGCAUUGCAAAACACAGGUUCUUUUGGAGAACUGUGUAUCUGUACAGGGAGAAGGGGUUUCAAGAGAGAAACAAGGACAUAGGGAGCCAGAUAAAAAAAGCUUGCUGUGGGAGCACUAAGCAGGAGAUGAACAUGGAUCUGAGCUGUGUGACACAUUCCUAUGUGUCUGUGUUGGGCAAGAAGGAGCUGGUACCUAAGAGGCAGGGCAGAGGCUGUUUUUGCCACCUCUCCAAGAUGCAGCAAAGUAUGAAGGCAGGCAGAAUUUUAUUCUCUAACUUUGAUCAGCAAUGGCCCUUUAAGGCAGAGCAAGGCGUGCAGUAUGGACACUGCCCAGUCCAAACCCAGCAGCCACGUGAACUGUCCCCAGGUGGGCAGUGCCAGGCUGGCACAGCAAGGCCCCCUCACCCUCCCCGAUGACAGAGGGAGUCUGACUGAACUUGCUGGCUCCCACUCACUCUGCCCCAAUUUUCCUCAGGACAAAUGAGAAGAACCUGUCUCCAAGUGCAAGAUUUUGGGAAUAUGUGUCAGAGAUGCCUGUCAGUAAAACAUCCGUCUUGCCCUAAUUUCUGCAUGGAGUGCUGCAGUGUCGAGUGAAAUAACCUUCCAAGCUGGCUCUGGUGCAGAGGAAGUAAUACGCAAUGAGAAAACUCCCAUCAUCUGUGCAUCAGGGGGAGAAUUACUGACUGAGUGCUGAGCAGUCAAGUUAUUGAUUCAAACCAAAGCCCAGUCUCUCUGUCUGCUGGGCUGGUUACAUCCUGCUGGUUCAUUGCAUUUAAUCGGAUUCCCUGAGCUGCCACGCAGAGGGGGUGAGUUAGAACCAGAUCCAUCUAUAAUGUUUGCUUCAAAAUCCAGUUCUGUCUCCCCUUCUCCGUCCAUGGAGCAGGCAGAUUCGGAUGCUCUGGACAUCAGCACCAAAGUGCAGCUGUACGGUGUGCUCUGGAAGAGACCCUUUGGGAGGCAGUCAGCCAAAUGGUCCAGGAGGUUCUUCAUCAUUAAGGAAAGCUUCCUGCUGUACUAUGCUGAGAGUGAGAAGAAGAGUUUUGAAAGCAAUAAAUACUUCAAUAUCCAUCCCAAGGGUGUCAUACCCCUGGGAGGCUGCAUUGUGGAGCCCAAAGAAGAGGCCAACAUGCCUUAUGCCAUAAAGAUCUCUCAUGAAGACUUCCAUGGUAACAUUGUUCUAGCAGCCGAAUCAGAGUUUGAGCAGGCUCAGUGGCUGGAGAUGCUGCAGGAGUCUGGAAAAGUGACCUGGAAGAAUGCUCAAUUGGGAGAAGCCAUGAUCGAGAGCCUGGAAGCUCAAGGACUACAGCUGGCCAAGGAGAAACAGGAAUAUUUAGAUAAAUUAAUGGAAGAAACAGAAGAGCUAUGUCUGCAGAGGGAGCAAAAAGAGGAACUCGAGCGUCUGAACCAGAUCCUGGAAGCAGAGAAGCAGCGUUUUGAAGAGGUGGUGCGGGAGCUGCGGCUGGAGCAGGAGGAGAUCAGACGGGAGCUGGAGCUCACAGCCCGCUCCCUUAAAGGAGUGGAGGAAGAGAAGAAGGAGUUGCGAAGCCUGACAGAGUCCUUACAGAACACCCUAGAGGAGCUUUCCCUGGAAAAACAGCAAAUGCUGGAGAUGCUGGAAGAAAAUGAGAGCCAGGUCCCACCUCCAACCAGCCCCAGCAAGGAGCAAAGCCCCAUCUGGGGACUGCACUGCAGCCUGCGACAGAUUGAAGAGAAGAUGCAGCAACUUCUGCAGGAGAAACUCCUGGCAGAGAAAAGGAUGAAGGAGAAUGAGGAGCGGUCUCGAGCACUGGAGGAGGAGCGGGAAUUUUACUCUUCCCAGUCGCAAGCGCUGCAGAACUCGCUCUCGGAGCUGACUGCAGAGAAACAGCAGGCAGAGAGAGACCUCAAGGCUGAAGUGAAGGUACGCAUGGAUCUGGAGAAGAGACUGAGAGAGGCUGAGGAAGCCUUGCAGAGCUUGGAGCAAGGCUUAAAUUCUCUGAAUUGCAACAAGGAGAAAGAGAAGAAGAUGAAAGCAGAUGUCAGUAACUUGAGAAAGUUCUUUGAAGAGUGCAUCCGCAACGCUGAGCUGGAGGCCAAGAUGCCUGUGAUCAUGAAGAACUCCGUGUACAUCCACAAGGCUGCCACUCGCCGCAUAAAGAGCUGCCGCUUCCGCUGCCGGAGAACCAGCGCUUCCUGGAAUGACAUGAAACAGUCACAGUCCUUCAUCUUCUCACAUGCAGAAGCUGAAAACAUUGAAGAGCUGAAAGAAGCAGCCAGAAGACUGAGCCGGGACCAGCGCUUUAGGAAAACUAUCUAUCAAAUCAUGAGGUCACAAAAGGAUUCUGCUUCAGGGGACAAAAAGUGAUGCUUCCUGGGAGGGGGCUUCUGAGAUCAGCCUGCCAUUCAGCUCUGCAAAAGUUACAGCCUUGGGCACAAGGCUCAGAAGGGAGAUCUGGCAUUUGGUGGGGAAGGUGGGGGAGAGUUGUGUGUAGGCAAUCCCUUCAGUUAUUGGCUUUGCUUUAGUUUGAGUGCUCCCUGCAGCCUGGCAGACCUUCUCUGCUGAUCACUCCAGACCUGUUUGCUUCAGCUGCUUACAUUAAGCCAUGUUUGGCCAAGAUGCCACAGUCAGUGUUAAAGUGAACCAGAGACCGUAGCUUAGGAAGUGCCUCUCCUUUCCUUCCCUGUCUAGUCUGUCUGCCAAACACAAGUGCUUUGAGGAAACCUGUAGCAUCUAUGUUCCAGCUAGUGUAAUCUCCUCAGCUGAACACAGCUCACCCUGUUCUGCCUGAUCCCCUCUAGGAGUUGGCUCACUGCACACCCUCAGUCAAUCAGCACUUCGGUGGGGCACAUUUCCUGAAGACUGCAGCAGUCCCAGCCUCCCAAGCACAGGCAAAAGUAUCAAACACAGGGCCAAACUUUUUGUCUUGAUGCUACGUUAUUUCAAGCAAACAGCAACAACACAAGGUGAAGACAACAGGAGGAUGCUGUGGAUUUGGGUCCAAGGAGGAUCAUGUAGAGAGAAGAGCUUAUAGGUAACUCAAUGGCAUUGAUGCAAGCUAGAGGGAGGAUUCUGUUGUGUUGAUGGUGGGCAGAACAUUCCAGGGCCACCUUUGCACAUUUUUUGCACUGGGACAUCUAGCUGUGUCAGAACUAGGGAAGGUGUUAGCUAUUGGCUAUCUGUUCCUCAGUGUGGAGAAGCCUUUGACACAGUUUUGAUGGCUUCCUCAAGACCUCUGUAAAAUAAGUUGGAGGGCAGGGGGGUGAGGACUGUCCAGCAACAAAACCCAUUGCCACUUCAGGCAAGCUGUAAGAGCUGUGGAAGAGGAGUCCAGGAGAGGAGUUACUGUGUUGUGGAGCCCCUUGCAGCCUCCCCCACCUAUUUUGAGCAAGCAGUUGGCUAAUAAUUACCCAUGCUGUAGGAACAGCACUGCCUGGUGCUUACAGACCACAGGAUAAGCACACUCAGAGUGACACCCAGUUUUCUCCUGCAUAUUAAUUGGGAAAUAAAUAUGCAGGAGAAUAAAGUAAGCAGCAGAAGUACAGUUAGGGGUUAGGGGGUGGUAAACUGCAGAUUUACUUUACCUUUCAUGGCAUCAGGACCCCCAGGUAUUAUGUAUGUCCAGUGACACGUAGGUAGUUGCUUGCUACUGUCCUAUUCAGACUGUGACAGGGUCUUCUCACAGCCUUUGGCUUCUGGCCACCUACAUAAUUCCCUAUAAAUUUAGUGUUGUUCCUAGGGAGAAGUCAAGGAUGAGACUGGGAAGCAAGCUUUGGCUUACCAACCAGAGGAGAGUGGUUAAUGCUGGGUGGAGGAACAUCCUGUGACAGUGCUCCUGGAUGGAAUCACUCUAGUGUGACCAGAGGAAAAGCUUUGAAAGCACAGCCUGUACUUCCCAUUUUAGUCAGUUACUGACUAGUAUCCUUCUGCCAGGCAUUGGGAUGUUUCAUCCAGUCAGAGGAUCCAGCUCUGAAGGAGGAUGUUUUUGUGAUAACAGGUGAUACAGUAGGAGAAGAUUGUUUCCAUCCCUCCUUAGCAUACCUGAUCCUUCUGUCGUUUAUCUGCUUGUGUUUAUAUGCUAGAAAGCCACAAAUGAAUUCUUGCUCCUACAAGGCUGAAGGGCUGUGAUAAAGCAAUACAGAAAUGUUUUUUUUUCCUUUAUGCUGCUCCCACAUCAUCUCUGGCUAUUUUCCAGUUACAAGGUCUAUAUUAGGUGAUGCUAAAAGGGACAGAAUAAAGGAGAGCUAGGGAAUGCAUCUAUAAUUCAGGCAGUUAGAAAAAUCACCCUGUGGCCUGUGAAUACAACAUUUUUGUUCUAUUACCAUGAAAGCCACAAUACCUGACUCUUCAGAAGUAUUGUAUGCAGGAGGUAGCACAUCAGGUCUUCCUUUACUGUGCAUAUUGACAGCAAUAAGUAAA